CCGACUCCGCGCUGUGACGGUCGAGGGAGACGGCGACGGUCAGCGGCUCCGCCAGUAGUCUGUGAGGAUUGUGCGGGACGGCUCGAUCUCUUUCUUGCAUUCCGUGCACAUUCCAAGCCCGUUCCGUGGUCACUCUGUGACCGUUCUGUGUCCGUUCCGUGAUCAUUCCCUGCCGGUUCCGUGUCCGUUCUUUGUCCAUUCCGGGUCCGUUCCUUAUACGUUCCGUGAUUAUUCCCGGCCACUUCCGUGACUGUUCCGUGACUGUUCUGUGUCCAUUUCGUGUCCGUUCCGUGUCCGUUCCGUGCCCGUUUCGUGGUAUUUCACGUCCGUUCCGUGCCAUUUCCGUGCUGUCACGUGCCGGCCUAGCUCCACCAAUCGGCGCGACGCUCGGCUAUUAUGAAAGCAGGAACUCGGAUUUUCGACAUAUCGAAUAGGCCAAUGGGAACGAUGGAGGACACUCCUGGAUUCAGCAUGGACACCCGAGAUCCCAACAACCUCAACCUUCACCUUCAGGUGCUGUGGGACGACAUCAUUGCCGAGCCGGAGGGCAUUCAGAGCGGCGACUGCACGUGGCGCACCUCCUACAAGUGCUUCUACGGCACCAAGCACUGCUGCUACCGGGUGCUGUCGUUCAUCCUGGGCCCGCUCUUAGCCUGCUGCCUCGGCUGCCAGUUCGCCUGCCUAGCAUUCCAGCACAUCUGGUGCAACACUCCGUGCUUGCGACAGUGCAAGAUCAACUGCAACUUCGUGCGCGCAGUCAACCGCGUGUGCAUGCAGGCCACGCUGGCGCCCUGUUUCGAUGUCUGCGGCAUGAUGUUCCAGCGAAUUCGAGUGCGCCAUGGCCCUCUGCCCUCCGAAGAUCCGAAAGAGGAGGACCUCUUUGUCGUGUAAACGCCGCGAAAGCGCAU
Amphibalanus amphitrite is the source of this 908-nucleotide messenger RNA. Its product is annotated as caveolin-3-like. Gene Ontology annotation, cellular component: caveola. The coding region runs from base 397 to 891 and encodes 164 amino acids. Gene Ontology annotation, biological process: caveola assembly. Gene Ontology annotation, molecular function: molecular adaptor activity. The transcript has 4 exons. The record is from RefSeq and is a predicted model, not a curated record. NCBI's taxonomy places the organism in Eukaryota, Metazoa, Arthropoda, Thecostraca, Balanomorpha, Balanidae.